Molecule: messenger RNA, 2176 nt
Organism: Sinocyclocheilus grahami
Lineage: Eukaryota; Metazoa; Chordata; Actinopteri; Cypriniformes; Cyprinidae
Product: integrin alpha-1-like
Exons: 12
Biological process (GO): cell adhesion mediated by integrin; integrin-mediated signaling pathway; cell-cell adhesion
Cellular component (GO): integrin complex; external side of plasma membrane
Molecular function (GO): integrin binding
Source: RefSeq, a predicted model, not a curated record
AUUGCAUUAGUGGACUGCGGGAAUGACGACAAGUGUGUUGCUAAUCUACACCUUAAAGCCACUGCAAACAUCUCGAGACUUCUCAUAAAAAGCAACCAGGAGAAGUUUUAUGUCAACAUCGACAUCCACAACAGCAGAGACAAUGCUUACAAUACUAAGGUUACACUGAGCCACACGGAAAAUAUCAACUAUGUGAAAGUUGAGCCCAAAGAUAAAGACUGUGAAACGAAUCCUACCAGAAUAGUAUGUGCAGUUGGAUAUCCUUUUCUUAAAACUGACAAAAAGGAAAGCUUCAAAAUCCAGUUCGAGCCCAAUCCCUUUCAUAUUCGUAAGGACAUUGUGAUCAAUGUUACUGCAACCACUGAUAGUGAGGAGUCGGAUUCAAACUUGAGAGACAACUUUGUGAGCAUCGUCAUCCCUGUGCAGCACGAAGCCAACCUGAGAUUCAGUGCAAACAAGUAUAUGAAGCAGGACCACAUCAUAUUUAAAGAGAAGGAGACGAUACCCAGCGUUUUCAACCACACUAGUGUGAUCGGGGAUGAGGUGAAAAUCAGCUACACGAUUGAGAGGGAUCCUGAAAUGCAGAGUCCUCCACUGCUGCUCAAGAUAAUGUUUCCAUAUCAAACGUCUGUCAAAAACUUUCUGCUGUACUUGACAGAUGUCAGCCACACAACGGGCAUCAGCUGUGAUGCCAGCAGACUGAUUAACCCUUUAGGCAUCAAGCCUGACAAGCCUUAUACAUUGAAUCCUAAAAAAGAGACCUUAAGUGUAUAUCUUUUGAGUUGCAAAGAAGAAGGAAAUCCCUGUGAGUCGUUUAGCUGCUCCAUCCCACCUGGAGACUUCAAGCAGAUCAACACCACUUUCAGAGUGUGGCGACCCACCUUCAUCAAAGGAGAAUUUUCCAACAUUCACAUGGCAGUCGAUGCCAAGCUGGAGAGCAAGGACACGGGCCUGUUUGUGUUAAAUGACAACGUCAAGAUCAGAGAGAUGAAGAUUCAAGUCACCAAAGACAUACGAAGUGGAAUCCCACUAUGGAUUAUAAUCCUUAGUAUUCUAAUAGGACUUUUAAUUCUGGCACUUGUCAUCUUUGCUUUAUGGAAGGCUGGCUUCUUCAAGAGAAAAUCAGUCGAGGACAUGAAGGAAGAUAUGAAGGACUCUAAUUGAAGCCUGUGGAUCUGUAGCCUCCACCCCUCAGGUCAACUCAUACUUCACCGCUAGCCAAGGUCAUGGAAAUCAUAAAGCAGAAGCAUCACCAGGAACAUUCAGAAAUAUGAAGAUCAGUCAUGUAGGACAUCUGGGUUCACAACUACUGUAUUGUAGAGCAUACCAAAGAGAACCCAGCGCUUUGCUUGACAUGUUGAUUUAUCUUCAUGUUGCUCACUGCAAAAUUCGACUGAAUGUGAACUCAAGUGAACCUCUGAGAUGCCACAAGAUUGGUGGACAUUUUGCCAAACCACGAGAGUCAAGCUUGAACAGCAAAGCACCAAAGGUUCAUCUUGUUUGAACGCGACAUUCCACCAACCAACCUCAGACCCUCAUCUGUAACCCUCCGACGGCAUUCAUCAUCAGCAUAGCAAGGAUCAGAAACCUGUCCUGGCAACAUCUACAGUGAUCUACAAUCCCGUAAUCAGAACCAUACACUUGUUAUUGGCAACAGGUUUAUUCCAAUAACUCACUUUUAGAGCUUGUUUUGAUGGAGCGCUGUACAGUGAUGUUUUUUAAAUCAAAGCAUUUGUUUUGAUUAGUGUUAUGGGCUAUGAAUAUUGUCACAUUCCUUUUUUUGUUCACAAAGCAAUUCUUUUGGCACUGAUGUUUUUCACGCUUUUUGUCUUCAAGUAUGAAGAGGAAAAGGUCUGUACUGUAAAUGUAAAGCUUUAAAGUGUAUAUAAAGUUAUGUUUGCAAUACCAUGUUAAUGAUAAAGUAAAGGCUUUAUCAAAAUUAUUACAUCAUCUGUAUUCAGUGUGAUACCUGUCUUGUUUUCUGAGGUAGAAAGCAUCUUCAUGCCCGCAGUAUUUCUCAGGUGUUCCAGAUGGGUUGCAGUGAAUGUCUGGAAUCAUUUUCUCAUUUGAUUUUUGCCAUAUGUAAAUAUUAGGAAAACAAUUACUUGACUGAAACAGAAACGUUAAAGAUAAAGUGUGUAAUUCAUGCACCUCUAUACCAGCACCAAACUAAAUA